CCUCACCUCAGGUGGUCGCUCACUGGAAGACUGGAGAUAGGGUGUCUGCUCUUAGUGGACUUCUUGUGGUUGGCACGGGAGAGGCGCACCGGUGCGCCCCAGGACAACCCUUCUGGCAGGGAGGUCGGCAGCUUGAGCUCCAGGCUACUUGCACCCAAGGCCGAUUGCUCCCUCUUGCCCCUGGCUCUGUUCUAAUUACCAGGCCUCCAACCCUCGCCUCCUUUCUGUCCUGCUGGGGCCACUGGACAUGCAGGGGUGAGGAGUGGAAAGCUAGGACUGGCGGUGUGCUCCUUGCCCUGCCGUGCCUGACCAACAGGCGGCGUCAGAGACCUAGGUCUGAGCUGGGGAGUGGGGGGUGCGGAUCUGAGCAAGCUAAGCCGACUCGCUCGGCGCGAGAAGAUCGACCCUCACCCCAAACUUACAAACUUGCCCAGGAGGGGUGUGGGAAAGGCUCAGCGACCACGGGGAACCGCCAAGAAGGAGAGGAGCGGGACGGGACAGAGUCGCGGCGGAGGACCUGACUGCGAGCAGGAACGCAGAGAACCGCGGGCGGCCGGCGGCGGCUGCUGAUCCCGCGCGGGGGAGGCGGCAGGCGCCGGGGGAGGCAGAGCGCAGAGGAGGAGGCGCGGAGCGCAAGGCGGGCGGAAGGACCAGUGCGGAGGGUCGGAGACCGAGCACGGGCGGCACGGACAGUCUCCACGGCAGACCCGGUGGGCUCGGCCCGGGGUUCCGCGGAGGAGAUGGCUUCCAGCCCGCUACCUGGGCCCAACGAUAUCCUGCUGGCCUCACCGUCGAGCGCCUUCCAGCCCGACGCGCUGAGCCAGCCACGGCCAGGCCACGCCAACCUCAAACCCAACCAGGUGGGCCAGGUGAUCCUCUAUGGCAUUCCCAUCGUGUCGUUGGUGAUCGACGGGCAGGAGCGCCUGUGCCUGGCGCAGAUCUCCAACACUCUUCUCAAGAACUUCAGCUACAACGAGAUCCACAACCGCCGCGUGGCGCUGGGCAUCACGUGCGUGCAGUGCACGCCAGUGCAGCUGGAGAUCCUACGGCGCGCCGGGGCUAUGCCCAUCUCUUCGCGCCGCUGUGGCAUGAUCACCAAGCGCGAGGCCGAGCGUCUUUGCAAAUCGUUCCUGGGCGAAAACAGACCGCCCAAGCUGCCCGACAACUUCGCCUUUGAUGUGUCGCACGAGUGCGCCUGGGGCUGCCGCGGCAGCUUCAUCCCGGCGCGCUACAACAGCUCGCGCGCCAAGUGCAUCAAAUGCAGCUACUGCAACAUGUACUUCUCGCCCAACAAGUUCAUCUUCCACUCGCACCGCACGCCCGACGCCAAGUACACGCAGCCAGACGCAGCCAACUUCAAUUCCUGGCGCCGUCAUCUCAAACUCACCGACAAGAGCCCUCAAGACGAGCUCGUCUUCGCCUGGGAGGACGUGAAGGCCAUCUGCAGCUACCCCAGCGAGGACAGCUCCGAGGAUGAGGACGACGAGGAAGAAGAGCAGGAGGUGGACGUGGAGGGCCACAAGCCCCCUGAAGGCGAGGAAGAGGAGGAGGAAGGUCGAGAUCCUGACGAGGAGGAGGAGGAAGACGAGGAGACGCGGGUCCUACUAGGGGACCACCAGCAUCCAUCACUGGAGGAGCAGCCCUCCUACAAAGAUAAUCAGAAAACCAAGGAAAAUAACCAAGUUAUUGUAUCUACAAAGGAUGACAACAACUUUUCAGACAAGAACAAGGACCAUAGCUUUUUCAUCACAGACUCUGAUGCUUCUGGAGGAGAUUUUUGGAGAGAAAGAUCAGGUGAGCACACGCAAGAAACCAAUUCACCUCAUUCGCUCAAAAAGGAUGUAGAAAAUAUGGGAAAAGAAGAACUUCAGAAGGUUUUAUUGGAACAAAUAGAUUUACGGAGACGACUAGAACAAGAAUUCCAAGUGUUAAAAGGAAAUACAUCUUUCCCAGUAUUCAAUAACUUUCAGGAUCAGAUGAAAAGGGAACUAGCCUACCGAGAAGAAAUGGUGCAACAGUUACAAAUCAUCCCCUAUGCAGCAAGCUUGAUCAGGAAAGAAAAGCUUGGUGCCCAUCUCAGCAAAAGCUAAAAGGUGCACGGAACCACUUACUCUUGUUCUCUUGUAAGAUACAGCCUGCCACUGAGCACUUCUGACCUGCAUAAAACUGCAAAUUGAAAGGGCUUGGGAAUCUACAAAAUCAGGUUCUGGAGAACCCAAGGACAAGUGACCUCGAAGCAGCAUGGACAACCAUGUAAAAUAGACUGUAGCAGCCAUUCAUUAGUGGGGGGAGGGGGGAGCCAACCAGAGCAGUCAAUGCUUGUCGCAUCUUUUGGUGGAACCAAAGUUUGAGUCUUUGUGUUUUUAAAGGACAACAGAACCCAGAGUGUGGAAAAUGUUAUUAGCCAACCGGGGUGAGAAAUCCAUGAAUGAUCCCAAGUGAUCUCAGUGCCGCACGUGGAGAGAGCAGCUCUAAAAAACUGUCUUUUACUUUUGAAAUAGUGAUUCUCCAUGGACAGAAAACACAAGACCUGUUCUGGGAGUGGAGAUCGUGUUUUGACAGGUGGGAAGGUAUCAGACAUACAAACCUGCUUUUCACAGCAAAUACUGGACAGACUUACACGU
Tupaia belangeri chinensis (Chinese tree shrew) is the source of this 2624-nucleotide messenger RNA. It is a transcript of the gene SKOR2, whose product is annotated as SKI family transcriptional corepressor 2. The coding region runs from base 741 to 2090 and encodes 449 amino acids. Gene Ontology annotation, molecular function: DNA-binding transcription factor activity, RNA polymerase II-specific; SMAD binding; RNA polymerase II cis-regulatory region sequence-specific DNA binding. Gene Ontology annotation, biological process: negative regulation of BMP signaling pathway; negative regulation of transcription by RNA polymerase II. The record is from RefSeq and is a predicted model, not a curated record. The transcript is spliced from 10 exons. NCBI's taxonomy places the organism in Eukaryota, Metazoa, Chordata, Mammalia, Scandentia, Tupaiidae. Gene Ontology annotation, cellular component: transcription regulator complex; nucleus; cytoplasm.